This is a messenger RNA of Pimephales promelas (fathead minnow), 6696 nucleotides long. The record is from RefSeq and is a predicted model, not a curated record. NCBI's taxonomy places the organism in Eukaryota, Metazoa, Chordata, Actinopteri, Cypriniformes, Leuciscidae.
GAAACCCCGCCCUCUUCUCAGAGCACAGGCACUUGCGGUGCGUGCGUGAAUCUACUCUGCCGCGAGGACAGCAGAAGUUUCUUUGGACGAACCGUUCACCGGAUUCUCAAAUGAAUAGGUUUGUAGCCAUUAACGGAGCCUUUUUGUGAAGACGCCGAGGAUACAUUACCUGCGUUUUCCUCAAAGCCUUGCAAAAUGAAGCUUUGGAGUUUUGUGUUACCUGUUGUUUUGUAUGCAGUGUCUGCACAAGCGGGAUCAAAUUUGCAGGAGCCCUGUGCGGGCCGGGACUGCAGAGGAGCGUGUCCAUGUUUGCCCUUAAAGGGUAGCAGGGGGCGACCGGGGGAACAUGGGAACCUGGGCAUCAGUGGUCCUGAGGGUUUCAUUGGGGGCCCGGGGCCAGUUGGGCCCAAAGGAGAAAAGGGCCAUGUAGGACGCAAAGGGCCGCCUGGACUAAAUGGAGAUAAGGGCCCAAUGGGUGUUCCUGGGUUUUCUGGAAAUGAUGGUGUUCCUGGACACCCUGGUCAACUGGGGCCCCAGGGACCCCCAGGUCUCGACGGCUGUAACGGUACACGAGGGGACACAGGUGACAGAGCCCGUGAUGGUUUUCCUGGUAAUCCUGGAGUUCCUGGAUACGCUGGUCAAAAAGGUCAAAAAGGAGAACCGUAUUAUAUAACUAUUCCAAGACCACAAUUUUUCACCGACGGCCCUCCAGGUCCAGCAGGACUUGCAGGUCCAAUGGGUCCCCAAGGUCCAGAUGGAUAUCCUGGUCUACCUGGUCCACCUGGUCCUCCUGGACCUCCAGGAAGUCGAGGUCAAGGAUACAAAGGGGAGCCAGGAGAAAAGGGGGAAGUUGGUCUACCGGGACCCAGGGGCAAUCCGGCCGUUCAGUUUAACGCACCAGCAAUAAGCACUAUCAACAAAGGAGAGAAGGGUGAGAAAGGCUUUGCCGGUAAUCCAGGUUUUCCUGGGACACCAGGACCACCAGGCCCCGGUGGUUUUAGAGGUGAGACUGGCGAAAAGGGAAUCCUGGGCUUGCCAGGCUCGAGGGGUGCACCUGGUCUGAAUGGUCCUCCUGGGCUCCUAGGAAGAAAAGGCUUCAUUGGGGAUUCAGGUUUUACAGGCCAACCAGGCUUUACUGGCCCAAAAGGUGACAGAGGAGACCCAGGUCCACCUGGACCGAUUUUUGGACCAGCAGAUGGAAUUAAAGGUCCUCAAGGGGAUCCCGGCUUUCCUGGUUAUCCGGGGCUAACUGGAGAUACAGGUUUUCCAGGUUUUCCUGGUCAGCCUGGUCCUCCUGGUGCGCCUGGUUUUAACACAGGUCGUCCUGGCAACCCUGGGUUCCCUGGUAGUCGUGGACCCAAAGGACAGAGGGGAAACCCAGGUCGGGAUUCUUAUGGAGCUGAAGGUCGUCCUGGAAAUCAGGGCCUUUCUGGAGUUCCUGGUCUCCCUGGACCACCGGGAAGUUCAUUAAACUCGCUCUCUCCCGCAAUAACUGGUUUUCCCGGGCGGCCUGGUCCAAGAGGACCUGCUGGAGAAAGAGGCUAUGAAGGGUUUAAAGGUGAAAAUGGUGACUGCAACUGUUUGGGUGGAGGAACGACGGGUGCACAGGGACGUCAAGGGCCUCCAGGGCCCUCAGGUCCCCGUGGAGUUAAUGGUGUGAAGGGAGAAUUUGGUGACCAAGGUUUCCCAGGAUCCCGUGGACCACAGGGUCUUGAUGGUCGUGUGGGGGACAGAGGCUUUGAUGGGCGUAAAGGAGAGAAAGGUAAUUCUUUCUUUCCCCAAGGUAGAGGACAAAAAGGUGAUUUGGGUCAACAGGGUCUUUCUGGGCCACCUGGAGCAACCGGCAACCCCGGAAGGGAUGGAUCUCCUGGCUUCCCUGGAAAACCAGGUCCACCUGGGGACUCUGGUUUUGGGGUGACUGGAGAUAAAGGUUUUCCUGGUAUCCCAGGAUCCAAAGGUCGGCCUGGUUCCAGUGGCGAUCCUGGUAUUGGCUAUCCUGGUGUAGCUGGGAUCAAAGGGUCACAAGGUGAUCCUGGAUUCAAUGGUCUUCCUGGAACACCUGGACUUCCAGGUUCUCCAGGUGACAGCUGUGGGCAGGCGGGGCUUAAUGAUGCCUCUUUGGAACAGGGAGGAACACCACUGCCCUGUAGGAUUCCUGGUGAACAAGGAGACCCAGGAUUCUCCGGACGUCCUGGGGUGCCAGGGUCAAAGGGUCAGCCUGGUUCCCCAGGAGCAAGUGGGCGCCCAGGGUUUGAUGGGCCUAAAGGUGAGAGAGGAGAUCCAGGUUCUGGAGGUCAACCAGGACCUCAGGGUUUCCCGGGAAUCAGAGGAGAUGCAGGUUUACCAGGAACAACAAAUACUGGCUUACCAGGAUCUCCAGGAAGAAAUGGUUUUCCGGGUGUGCCAGGAGCUAAGGGAGAACCUGGUGUGGUGCUUGGGGCCAGCCCUGGAGGUCCAGGAUUUCCAGGGAGACCAGGAGAGCCAGGAGACAAGGGUCCGCCUGGGACACCUGGUUUACCUGGGAGGCCUGGUAAUGAUGGACGCAGUGGUUUUCCUGGUGUAAAGGGUGAGCGAGGUUUGGAUGGAAAUCCUGGUCCAGUAGGUCCCAUAGGUCCACCAGGAGAAAUCCCUCCCGGGGGUAUCCCUGGUCCCAGAGGUCCAGCUGGAGCUAAAGGAUUUAAUGGACCUCCAGGCUGCCAAGGUUUCCCUGGGCUGAAGGGUGUGAGAGGAGAUCCGGGGUUUCCAGGGCCUGGUGGAAUAAAGGGUAUACCAGGAAUUCCUGGUAUCCUAGGGCAACCGGGAAUUAGGGGACCUCCUGGACCCCUUGGCAUUGGAGCACGUCCAGGCAUACCAGGAAGACCAGGAAUAAAGGGGGUGAAGGGGUCUUUUGGGGUGUCGGGGUUCCAAGGAUUACCUGGUUCUUCUGGAGUCCCAGGUGGGCCAGGUGUUAAAGGUUUACCUGGUUUCACUGGGCAGGAUGGCUUUCCUGGGGAAAUUGGAUCAACAGGACCCAAAGGGGAUCGUGGUGAGUCUGGUCUUCCAGGUCCCCCUUCUCCUGUGUUGCCAGCAGAGCUGCUGGAAAAUGGUGAAAUAGGUGACCCAGGAGCUAAUGGACUGCCUGGUUUCCCAGGACCAAGAGGUGACAAGGGUUUUUCAGGGCGACCUGGACGUGAAGGCUUUCCUGGAUCACCUGGUGUUGCAAACCAAGUAAAAGGUUUUCCUGGCCAGCCUGGAAACCCAGGUAUUCCAGGUUCCCCAGGCUUCCCUGGGUCUAAAGGUUCUCCUGGAGUUAUGGGCUUCCCUGGCACAACAGGCCUGAGGGGUGAUGAUGGUUUUCCUGGGGUUCAAGGGUUCCCGGGCACUGCAGGACAACCUGGUGGCAAAGGUGAGAAAGGUGACUCGUAUACAUCAUCUGGACCCCCUGGACCAAAGGGUGCGGUUGGAAAUCCUGGAUUCCCAGGUGGUCCAGGAUUUCCUGGUGAACCAGGUGAUUCAGGUUUCCCAGGAGUCGUAGGAUUUCAAGGCCAGAAAGGAUUACCUGGAGAGCCAGGAGCACCAGGAUUCGCUGGAUCACCAGGCCUCGCAGGCAUUAGGGGGCUUCCUGGUUAUCCAGGACUAAAGGGGCGUGAUGGAGAUGCAGGCCGUCCUGGAACUCCAGGCUCACCAGGAGAAAAAGGUUUUCCAGGCUCACCUGGCUUAGAUGGACUCAAUGGUCUUCCAGGAUCCAAGGGGCCACGUGGAGUUCCAGGCGUGAUUGAAGGUGGUCGGCCUGGAGCUCCUGGUGUGAAUGGCCGGAAGGGAGAGAGAGGCACAUCACAACCGGGUGGACCUGGUCGCCCUGGAGAGAAAGGAAUCAAAGGAGACACUGGUCCUUCUGGUUUUAGAGGCUACCCUGGUAAUCCUGGCCCCCCUGGGCCACCCAGUCCUUCUAAUAUCCCAGGUCCUCCUGGAGACCCUGGACUUCCGGGAUUAGAUGGACGAGAAGGUCCCUUUGGCCCUCCUGGCCUGCCUGGACCACCAGGCCCUGGAACAGUCCAAGGAGACAGAGGAAAUCCUGGAUUUCAAGGGCGACCAGGAAUACCAGGACCACGUGGAGACCCUGGUACUUUUGGAGCCCCUGGAUUACCAGGCAACCCUGGUUUUAAAGGGCAAAGAGGUGACCCUGGCUUUAAUGGUGUACCUGGACAACCAGGGUUCCCGGGAGAUCCAGGAAAUAAUGGCAGAGAUGGACCCAACGGAUUAAGUGGCGAGUCUGGUGCUAAGGGAGAACCAGGUUCUGUUUUUUACCCACCUAAUAGAAACCAAAUAAUAUUUGGGGAUCCAGGCCCACCAGGUCUUGAUGGGUUUUUGGGUCUGGUGGGAAUACCAGGCCUGCCAGGCACUCCAGGGUUCCCAGGUCCUAAGGGCCUCAGAGGGCCAGUGGGUAGACCCGGUCCAGUUGGUCCAGCUGGAUCUCCAGGAACUCUUGGAGACUCUGGAACUCCAGGAACCCAAGGACCCACUGGAUACCAAGGACCCCCCGGCAAGCCAGGGUUGCCAGGUCUUCCUGCUCAACCGGUGCGCAGUAGUGGUAUUGGUUAUACUUUGGUGAAACACAGUCAAUCCAGCCAGAUGCCCAUGUGUCCUCAGGGCAUGACCAAGCUAUGGGAUGGAUUCAGUUUGCUGUAUGUUGAGGGGCAGGAGAAAUCACACAACCAGGACCUGGGAUUGCCCGGCUCAUGUCUGCCACAUUUCAGCACCAUCCCCUUCCUGUACUGCACAGUCAAUGAAAUCUGCCACUACGCUAGCCGGAAUGACAAAUCCUAUUGGCUGUCGACCUCUGCGCCCAUUCCCAUGAUGCCUGUGGAAGAUCAGCAGAUAUCUCAGUACAUUAGCCGCUGCUCAGUGUGUGAGGCUCCAUCUCAAGCAAUCGCUGUCCACAGCCAAGAUCUCAGCAUACCGACCUGCCCUCAGGGCUGGAGAAGUCUGUGGAUUGGUUACUCCUUCCUUAUGCACACGGCCGCAGGUGCAGGAGGAGGCGGUCAGUCAUUGGUGUCUCCCGGUUCUUGUCUUGAGGAUUUCCGCUCCACUCCCUUCAUCGAGUGCAAUGGUGCCCGCGGAACCUGCCACUACUUUGUCAACAAGUACAGUUUCUGGUUGACCACGGUAGAGCAGAGCACACAGUUCGUCCAGGGUCCUACCCAGGAGACGCUGAAGGGAGAUCUGUACCGCUCACGCAUCAGUCGCUGUCAAGUCUGCAUGAAGAUUUUGUAGCUUGUGUAGAUCCAUAGCAGGAGACUUUAACUAAAAGAAUGGAAGAUGAGCUGAGAUGAGUAGAAGACACGUCAACUGACUGAUUUGAUUUCAUGCCCUUGACAGUGGUAAUAUGAAGGGCUGUGGUGUGGCCCACAGGUAAAUUUGGUCGGUAAAUUUGGAGAAUAUCGGGGUUGGAAUGAAAAGAAAUGGAGAAAGAGAUUUGUACUCUUUAUGUUUAUUAUCAACACUGGUGCUAUGUUGAAAAUAUGAUGUUGUAUUUUUGUGUUAAAGCCUUUUCCUUAAGUUUUUAGUCAUAUUCACGGCUACCUCAGAGAGUGCAUCCUAGACUCCCAGUGGAUGGCACGGAAUAAUACACCCUUUAUUUUUUAGAUGAAGCCAUGCAGCGAUAAAAACGAUGCUUAUGGAUAUGUCCAUAUAUCCAUGUCUUAUGGAUAAUAUGUUUUGGCUUCAGUAGUCUAUAUUGGUGUUUUCUUGACAAUAAUGUUAACCAGAUUUUCUUGUUUACCAUUCGGCAAUAACGGACAAACCAGCACUUUGCAAUCUACGUGAACAAGUAAGAUUGUGCCUCAUGGUUGUCACUUGAAAUGAUUGGUCUAACCCCUUAAAUAUCCUAUAUGAAUUGCACUGAAGUUAAAAAAUAUGUUCUUGUUUUACAAGAUCGCAUGCAGCUGAUCUAAAUUCAUCUAGUUCACCUUGUGUGCUCAAUGAUUCUUCUAUUAUUUUAUUGAUUAGAAUAUUCAGACAUUCCUCAAACAUAAAUGAUUUGGAUGAUUAAUACAUUACAGAUCAUCUCUUGGUCUUUUAAGGUAUAGGUUUUCAUACUCUAUAAUUCACACCAAAAAUGUGUGUAAUAUGUUUUAUACUCGUAAUGUCAUUUUUAAUUUUAAAAUAUCUAAUUUACUGUGUGCAUUGGAGGUGAUAAAUAGACUAAUUUUGAGUUACCCAGUCUCUCAGAGAGAUUGGUUGAAACAUAACCACUAUGACCACUUAGCCUUUCAGUCUCUCACUGGUAGCCCUGAGUAUACAUUUUCUUUCUUUGUGUUACAUUUCAUUAUGUGUCUAUAAGUUGAUUUAUUCCUUUCAUCCUCUUGAUGAAAGACAUACAUUAAAUUGAUUGUACAUUUAACAAUAGAGAAAGAUUUAACAAUAUUUCCACAUUCAUGUUUUUUUCUGAAAUAAAAUGAUGUACAUUUGUGAAGAUUGGCCAUCACAGGUGGGCAAUUUGCUUUAUUAUACUUUUAACACUGUGAGACUAAAAAAAAGAGAUGUAUCAUAUUAGAACCCACAGUAAACAUUUAUUUUAAUGAAUUCAGACGGUAAAUAUGAGAUGAUGAUAUUUUCCAGAAUUUCAUAUAGUAAUGUAAAUGUUUAAUCUGAAUGCUCACAGUGAGUACAGUAUACAUAUGAAACCUGUCAAAUAAAAGUAUUCAAACUUCUAAA